Molecule: messenger RNA, 450 nt
Organism: Brassica napus (rape)
Lineage: Eukaryota; Viridiplantae; Streptophyta; Magnoliopsida; Brassicales; Brassicaceae
Exons: 1
Coding region: 1-450 (149 amino acids)
Source: RefSeq, a predicted model, not a curated record
AUGCGCUAUGAAGUUAGAAGUGGUGACUCGACUUUCUUCUGGUUUGACAACUGGUUAGGCACUGGAAGUAUUAUUGACACAACAGGAGAUCUGGGACUGCGGUACUUGGGUAUUCCUCGACAAGCUCGUGUAGCUGAAGCGUGUCCAAAUGAGGCUUGGGGUCUGCGUGGGCGGGGGAGGAGAAUGUUUGGUGAUGUGUAUACAGCCAUUGAAAAUGUUCAGAAACCAGACGCUAGGAGGGGAAGUGAUGUUAUUUUAUGGAGGCACAAUGAGGAAGAUUUUAAGGACCAUUUCUCAGCGGCUAGAACAUGGGAUCAGAUUAGAGUUCGGGGGCCAGAAGUACCUUGGCAUCAUCUAGUGUGGUUUACCCAAGGAGUACCACGCCACGCUUUCAUUGUUUGGCUGACAUUUAAGGAUAGACACUCUACAGGAGUCCGUAUGCGACAGUAG